This is a messenger RNA of Symbiodinium sp. CCMP2456, 2191 nucleotides long. The record is from the annotation of a GenBank genome assembly. NCBI's taxonomy places the organism in Eukaryota, Dinophyceae, Suessiales, Symbiodiniaceae.
AUGCCCUCGAUUGCCAUUCCCGCAGCGGUACAACCCGGCUUUGGUGAAUUGCAUCGCGCCAUGUUUGUUUCGGCUGCGGUGUGGUGCCUGGUGCUGACCGCACCGGACUCGGUCUCGGCACAUGACGUGGAUGUCCUGCCGUAUGUGCUGGGAACCGUUACCCGGCCACCCGAGUGGAUCGCAGCACACAACAAAAAAGACCGAAAAAAGUUCAAAGAGGCUACAUGCUCCUUUGGCGCUGUAGGACUGGUGAGCAACUUGGCAAGGUUGAGUUUCCAGAUCAAGAACAUCGUGGAGCAGUGUCCCAAGUCUGCAGAGGACACCCUGUCACACCAACCGGGGGACGAGGCCACUAUUGCGGAAAAGGUGUGUUUGCUAAGCACUACAGCCGUCUUUUCAUCGUUGGCACAGAUUUCUCGCUCCAUCGUCGUCCUGGCGUCGACCUGCACAAGGACAGCUUCUGUAGCCGAGGCCUGCGCUGCUUCGGUGCAGACAUUGCUUGUGCCUUGGUCCUUGAUCAUCGACGGGGGCGUCAUCGUCUCUGAAACGAAGCUGCACCAGCAAGCCUUUGAGGCAGUGUGUGACAAAGCGGUCUCCGACGCAGACCUUCUUCCGAAGGGAAUUCAGCCCGGCCGACGGCUGGACGGUAUGGAGUUACCCAAGUCGAGGCAAGCAGACAUAGCCCAGUGUGUGUUCGAUGCGGUGGAUGCCAGCCGCGGGAUUGCAUCCAUCGGGCUUUCCUUGGAUUUGCUGAGCAGGUCAUGCCCUGUCAAUCGAAUCACACGUUUCACUGAAAAGCUGAGCACGGCUGCCUGCACCGUCGAUGUUUCGAUACUUCUGACGGCUUUCACCAAGCUGUCAUUUUAUCUGGCCCUGGCCGUAAAUCAUUGCUCCCCGUACAAGGAACGAGAUGCUGUCUGCCUGGCGGGCGUCACCGCCAUCGCAGCCGGGCUCAGCACGGCCUCUGCCGGUGGUGCAGCGGCCUGGGCCACCUGCGAAGUGGGCAACAAGAACAAGCUGAUCAAAGAGGCCGCGGCCAGGGAUGCGGCCCAAGCCCAGACCGCCGAGGCCGAAGUGCAGCGUGCCAUUCUCGAGGCUGCACCCUUCACCGUCGUUCGCAGGCUUGGCGAAGAGAACUCCAGUGGUAGCGAAGUGAGAAGACUGGAGGAGACCUUUCUCCGCCUCGGCUACAAUCUCUCGGAUGGCCAAGCCAACUGGUUGAAGGAAAGCCCCGAGAUCUUGGAGCUGCGCAGCUUCGCAGAUGAUGUCGUCAGGCAAAUGCAGACCUUCAGGCCUGUACAGCCUGCCCAAGAGACAGACACUCUCAAGCUGGAGCUGUCAGAGCUAUCAGAGGUUCCGGCGGUGCCCACCGAUCUACACAAUGAGUCCGAGACCUUGCAAUGCAGCACGAACACCGCAGCUUUGGAGUUCAGAAGCGGGCUCGCUGGCCAGGCCCCGACGCUCGAAGACAACGUCUCAGCCUGCCAAGCGCGCUGCUCCAGGAUUCCCAGCUGUGCAGCCUUCGCGUACUGGAAGCCGGGGCGCCAAUGCCAUGCAUUGGGCCACCUCCGAAUGCCAACUGCAAGGCCACAUGGGAAAGACGGCUGGGUCUCUGGGCCUCCGGGUUGCCGAGAGGAGCAAGUCAGUGCAGCCGCACGGGUGCUUGCAAAACGUCAUCGAGACUGCUACCAUCCGCAUGCUUCGCAGCGAGUGAUCGCAGCGGAGAUCAGUGACAUGCUGACACGGUGCAAAGCCGAGCGCUUUGACUUUGAGCAGAAUCUGCGCGAGCUCGAAGAAGUACAGGCGCGACUACGGGCGCUCAUCGUAAAGGCUGGAGAGCAGGAGAUGCGGGUGACGACCAAAGCUGGAGCCGCCCGCAAGGAAGGCGAUGCAGCCGUGGAGGCUGAUUUGGCUCUGGACUGGUCCCUCCCAUCCCUGCCGCUGGACGUUCUGAAUGCGAUCCUCUGGUGCCUUGAUUGCGACAGCCUGCGCCGUGCGAGCAGCUGUUGCAAAGAGUGGGGCUCCAACGUCGAGGAGCGCUGGCUGCGACUCCUUCGAGCGGAUUUCGGCACCACAGCCACCAGCAUGCAGCGAUCACAGGGCCGGAAGCCGGCGGCAACCUCCCUGGCUGAGUACCGUGGGCGCCUCCGCCGAUUCCGGGCAAUGCUGGGGACGCUGGAGACCCUCAAAG